Paramisgurnus dabryanus is the source of this 1858-nucleotide messenger RNA. Lineage: Eukaryota; Metazoa; Chordata; Actinopteri; Cypriniformes; Cobitidae. The record is from RefSeq and is a predicted model, not a curated record.
AAUUUAACUACGGCGACGCCUGUUGGUGACGUCAUCUGUACGCGACAGAAAGAAAGCGGGAUGAUCGCGUUUCUGUGAAGUGUAAAAAAUGCUUUUUACACUUGUAUUAACAUUUAUCUACUUUUAAUUUGAAUGUGCACGAAGUCAAGCGUGAUUUAGUACUGAUCGAGAUGGCCACACAAAGAGUCCUGCCCCAAAGCAAAGAAUCUCUUCUGCAGAACUACAACAAGAGAUUGAAAGAUGACAUCAGAUCAAUUCUUGACAACUUUACCGAAAUAAUCAAAACUGCAAAGGUGGAAGAUGAGACCCAGGUCUCCAGGGCAACACAAGCUGAGCAGGACCACUAUGAAAUGCAUGUGCGAGCUGCCAACAUUGUACGUGCUGGAGAGUCUCUUAUGAAGCUUGUUUCAGACCUAAAGCAGUUUCUCAUCCUGAAUGACUUCCCCUCUGUAAACGAAGCCAUAAGUAACCGCAACCAGCAGCUGCGCACGCUGCAGGAAGAGUGCGACAAGAAGCUAAUCUCCCUGCGUGAUGAGAUCGCCAUUGACCUGUAUGAGCUCGAGGAAGAAUAUUACUCCUCCAGGUACAAAUAGACCAGUGAUCCCACAAGCGUUUGUAGUCACCCCUGCCUACCCUUGUUUGCACAAUGCCAUGAACAUGCACAGUGAUGAAUAUUAUGUACAUCUAAAGACAACACACACAGUAAAUCAUGAAGCCAGUAAUGUGCAAGUGUAUUUUAACCUAAUCAAAGUUUUUUAUAAUUCAGUCAUUGGUCAUUUAACUAAAAGAUCAUUUUCUAACAAUUUAUUAAACUCUCCAAGCACAUAAUAUACAUGACCAUACCAUUGUGCCUUAAUGAUUGUUUGUUCAUGCACAUUAGCCUAUAGCUACAUAAAAUGUAAUAAAAGAGUGUAUUUUUUAUCUCACACAGUAAUGUGAUGCACUAAGACAUACAAUUCUUGAAAGAUUUUAUUUAACUUGUCACGUUUAUGACAACAAGCAAGUUAGCAUUUUAUUAUGUGGCUAUGCCUUUAUAGCAAAAAUUUAUGAUCCAUAUAGCACCAAAGAAAACAAUAUUAUCCAACAUUUUCAGUGCAACUGGUUUUGCACAAGAAAAUGUAACUAUUUCCCCAAAGUGCCUUAAAAGUUCACGUUGAUCUUGCAAUCAGGACCUGCAUUCACUCUCAGUGGUAGUGUUGUGGCUGGGUCACACUAAAUUUAUGUCUGGUUUAGAGAUUAGUUUUAAAUAAAAUUCUAGACCAGAGAUUUCUGAUGAUUACAUCGUGUCUUUAAAGAGCAUCAAUGUAACUGAUAAACAUCGUAUGCAAAUCAAUAUUUACAAAAAUUACUUGUAAUGUAAUUUUAAAUUGGAAUGUACACAUUAAUGUUGGAUCUAUUUUGCAAAAUUUAAAGCACUUUAGGAUUUGUAGAGGAACAAAAAAAAUUAUGGUGUGCUAAAAUUAUUGUACUCCGUAUAAGUGUAAGAAAAUCAACUUCAAAUUAUGCUACUGCGAGCCUAUUGUUUAUUAAAAUCAAGAACAGAAUCAAACUGUUUUAAAUUUGACUAUACACUUCAUAUAUAUGCCGUGAUUGUUUUCUUUCUGUUAAACUAAUUGUUUGUAAACUGGCAAAAUAUUUUAGCUUUCAUGUGUCAAGUUCAAAAUGUAAUAUUAAACUUUUAUACAAAGUUAUUCUCUCAGUGGUUAAAAAUUACACUACACUGUUUCUUUGUGGUGACUUAUUAAACCAUCUCAAACUAUUUUGGUCACAUUAGUGUCUGCUAAAAUGUAUCAGAAUAUUUGUCAGUUUUUGCGACUACUUUCAAAUUUCUUAAAUAAACCUGAGUAUAAAGAGAGCA